Messenger RNA from Arctia plantaginis, 357 nucleotides. The record is from the annotation of a GenBank genome assembly. Lineage: Eukaryota; Metazoa; Arthropoda; Insecta; Lepidoptera; Erebidae.
AUGCCACGUUAUUAUACUUGGAAUGCUUCAUCGAAGAAUUUUCAAAGACGGAAGCAAGGCGAUGCAGUUCCUGUGUAUCCGGAUGUGCGUUCCACUGAUGCUCUUGGUCGUAUGUAUACAGUUCAUCCAAAGAAUGAUGAAUGUUUCUAUUUGCGGUUGUUGCUGAUAAAUGUGCGUGGGCCAACGUCAUUUGAGACACUACGGACUGUUAAUGGUGUAAUAUUCCCAACAUAUCGUGCUGCAUGUGAGGAACUGUACUUAUUAGAAAACGAUACCCAUUGGGAUACGACAUUCGCUGAAGCCAUUAUCUCUGCAUCUCCAAGUCAGAUACGCACAUUAUUCGCUAUCAAAAUUUAG